Molecule: messenger RNA, 3118 nt
Organism: Patiria miniata (bat star)
Lineage: Eukaryota; Metazoa; Echinodermata; Asteroidea; Valvatida; Asterinidae
Gene: timm29
Product: mitochondrial import inner membrane translocase subunit Tim29-like
Exons: 2
Coding region: 10-609 (199 amino acids)
Biological process (GO): protein insertion into mitochondrial inner membrane
Cellular component (GO): TIM22 mitochondrial import inner membrane insertion complex
Source: RefSeq, a predicted model, not a curated record
UUCAGAAACAUGGCAGCCUCCAUGGCAGGACGAAUAUCAAAAAGCCAUUUGCUUUUGAACACGCUAUCUAGGUCAAAAGUCACCAUUCCCGAACGAUUUAAGGAAGGAUGGCCUGGUAAAGCAGGUGCCUACAUAGCUAAUAUUUUCCGUGAUUACAAAGGUGCUACAUUGGAGAUAUUUACCGAUGCUAGGGACCGGCCCAUCAAAGCUGCAAUCUAUGCGACCCUCGUGAGCUGUACCGCAAUAGCUGCCUGGAACAACCCCGACAAGAAGUCUUACGAGAAGGCCAUUCUGAAUGCCAGUAAUGAUCUCGCUCUCCUGAGCGACGCCAUUCGCAACAAGGCCUCGGACCGGCAUCUGCAAGAAGUGAUGCGGCUGCGCAACGAGGGGCGGAUCCGACAGUUGAAUCUAGUUGUGUGCUCCGUCAUGUGGAGGGACGAUUACGGCCCGCUGCUGGGGCUGUACGACUCGCAGUGCGAGUACCUGCGGCCGGGCUGGCGAGACUUUGACAAGCGCGUCCUGGACGUCGGGUUCAUGAACCGAUGGUACUACUUGGACAAGGCCAUGGUGGAAUACGACGUUAACGAGGAGGAGUUUGCAAACAGUUAGCGUCAUUCAAUGUGUAGAUACUAGUGUUGACUUAACGUUCAUAACAAGUCCUUCACAAGUCCUCACAAACCCCCACAAGUCCUUACAAAUCCCCACAAGUCCAUCACAAGUUUAUCCAUCACAAGUUUAUCCAUCACAAGCUUAUCCAUCACAAGUCUAUCACAAACUCAUCAAGUUCCCACCCAACAUCACAAGCUGUUUAAUUUAUACUUGUUCAUCCCCCGAUACUUGUGACUGGACGUGUGAAAGACUUGUAAUUUACGUUUGACCGGACGUGCAUUAUGAGGAACUGGUGAUGGACUCGAUUACAUCACUGUACUUGCACCUUGAUGAAGUCAAAUAUAUACAAUGUAUGGCACACUGUUUUAUUACAAGAGAAUACAGAGAAGUGUAGGUUUUUUUGUGUAUUGACCUUCUGUGUCUUAGUUCAAAUACAAACCAGUUUCUUGUUCCUGGGAAAGAUCUCCAUACCUUGGCAUCACUUGACACCCUAUGCACAAACCCCAUAUGAGACUGGUCUGAAAAAUUCCAAGGGUUUUCUCAGUAAAUACUUAAAUUAUCGUUUCUAAUGGCCGACAGGUCACUUGUGGGAAAAAGUAGUGAUCUCCAUGUACAGAAUUCUUCCCAUACUUUGUAAAAUGUUGCAUAAAUAUUAUCUUCAUCUAUUGCAGUUUUUAUUCACCAUGUAACAGCAUAGUCUGGAAAGAGGUCGAUGUCUGGACAUCACUUGACAACCUGUGCACAAACCUUAUGAGACUGGUCUGAAAAAAUUCUAGUGUUUUCUCAGUGAAUGCUUCUACAUUUUUCCCGCUAAAAUUGACUUUUUAGGACAUGUUAUCGCUUUCUGAUGACUGAAUGGUCACUAUAGGAAAGAUGUCCGUGUAUGGAAUUGUUUUCCUUGUUUACUGGAUGAAGCUGCUGUUGUUGCUGAAGUAUCAGCAAAGGAGUCGAGAAAAUGGAAAAGUCCUGCAAUCGAGUGUACAUAAAUGCCUAAGAGAGUUUACCCAUUUCUAUUGGUCGAGAGCCCGCCACAUGGCUGGUUUGAAACAGUUGAUUAAGACCGGCUGGCUGGUCUCUUAAACACUUUUUCAGUGUCACAUGAAAUUUGGACUCCUAAAAAUCCAGUGCCUCUUGCCGUUUUAUUGGUUGAACGUUCACAAUCCUCGCGUAGGCAUGCAACAAUACUACCAGUAAGUCAGUAUUUCAGUCCUAAAUUCACAAAGCACAAGCACAGCUGCAUUCUGCGGCACAUCGCACAGUAGGCGUGGCACACUCGCCAAUCCCCAUAUAAGGAGGUGUUAACGACUUACUUGCAAGCUGGACAUGCCAUUAUAAAGCUAGAGUUGUUUUUUUUUAAAUAUGAUGUAAUAUUGUUGAACAAAAUCGUUCGAAAUUUAUAAUUUUGAUUUGUUUUGACUUUUGGACUUUUAAAUACAAAACAUGUAUAUGCCUUCGGUUCGGGUCAUUAUUAGCAUCCAGACUCCAACAGGUCUAGAUAGAUUUGUAAAAGCCAGCAAAGCACACAUUUAUUCCCUUAUUCAAAAUUAUAACUUGUUUUUAAGGAAAACAAAAUUGUGGAGAAAAUUUAAGUUUUUAAGGUUAACCUUACAUUUUUUUAAGAAGAUUUUUCACCGUAAAAAAUUAAAAGGGGUUGAAAUUAAAUUCACAAGUUUAUGAUCGAUUUGAAAAUCAUAAGGGGUUAACUUUGCGUUUAUCAAAAAUGUGCGCAAUUUGAUUGUCAAAGAUCCAAAAAGCCAAAGGGUUUACCUUACGUUUGUGUAAAUAUUCUCAUCAAUUUAAGUUUUCUCCCCCCAAAAAAUAAAUUCAAGGGGAUUAGGCUUUUCAAGUUUCACAGUACAAACUUUACGUUCCCCUAAAAUGGGAUUUAUAUUGUAACAGUUAAAAAUGUUAACCCCAAGGAGUCGCCAAAGUUUUUUGUCAAAAACAAAACAAAACAACAAAACAAAUGUGACAAUAAGCAAAGCAUAUUGGAGAUUUUAUUUAUUUAUUAUUAUUAACCAAAUACGAAUUUCAAACAUAAAUACCACGCAGAGCAACUAUCAUAUACAUAAAAAUCUAAACCUGUCGGAAUUUUUACACAAUAAUAGAAACAGUUUGCAAAUUGUCACAGUUUUGACAUUUUAAACAAUAAAUGUCUUAAAACCAAGUAUGUCUGUGAAACAGUUAAUUGUGCAUUAUGAACCUUCAGUGUUGAUAAGCUGUUAACCAUAUGUUUAUCAAGUUGCAGUUGAAUUUUUGAGCACUGUGUAAUUUUUUUUUUUUUUUUUAAGUCAAUUGCUUCCUAUUUAAAAUUUAUACUUCUGUAUUUAUUCAAAUCGCUAGGUUAUAUCUCAUGAAAAAAAUUCUGAACUUCACAAGCUUUGCACAACAUGUAGGCUACAAUUAAGUCUGAUCACAUGGUACCACCAUACUUAAAAACUAUAUAUGUACACGUAGUCUGUUAAUACUGUAUAUACAAAUGUACAAUAAAUUUGAAUUGCAAACAGAA